This is a messenger RNA of Psylliodes chrysocephalus, 486 nucleotides long. The record is from the annotation of a GenBank genome assembly. NCBI's taxonomy places the organism in Eukaryota, Metazoa, Arthropoda, Insecta, Coleoptera, Chrysomelidae.
AUGGACGGCGAUAUAUUCAAUGAUGAUGAUUUUAUUGUUUCCGAUUUGGAUUCUGUAUCAGGUUCCAGUUCAUCGUCUGAAGAUGAUUCAGUUCAGGAAAAUGUAGACUUUAUUGAACUAGAUUCCUUGGACAUCGACUUUAAGCAUGUCUGGAAAUCAGAAAAAAGUGAAAUUUGGUAUAAUUUCACUACAUUGCCCAAUGAGAGGGCAAAGUGCAAUUUAUGCAGUAAUAGUUAUUCAUAUAAAGGAAGAACAACAUCUAAUUUAAAGAAACACCUUAUGAGUGUCACCGCCUCCGAGCUAUGGUAACAUAAAAGAGCACUCGCGGCUAGCUAACAGACGGAGAAGGGGUGGUUCUGUCAAAAAAAAAUAUAAUAAUUAGUUGUUAUUGUGGACGCCAGGUAAAUUGGCACGAGUACCCCACAAGUCAUCCAACUAACCUACAACUUACCAAUAGAUUAGCACAAAUAUUUACCAAAGUCACGG